Messenger RNA from Triticum turgidum subsp. durum (durum wheat), 1539 nucleotides. Lineage: Eukaryota; Viridiplantae; Streptophyta; Magnoliopsida; Poales; Poaceae. The record is from the annotation of a GenBank genome assembly.
AUGAACGGCGGCGGGGGCGAUGAGAGCGGCAGCGACCAUGAGGGGAGCGGGACGCGGAAGCCGCUGCUGCUCAAGAACACGGGGAGCUGGUACAGGAUGGUGGGGUCGUCGUCGCGGCAGAUGGUCGGCGCCUCGUCCAUGGCCGUGCUGCGCGAGUCCCACGUCUCCGCGCUCCUCUGCACGCUCAUCGUCGCCCUCGGCCCCAUCCAGUUCGGCUUCACCUGCGGCUUCUCCUCGCCCACCCAGGACGCCAUGAUCCGCGACCUCGGCCUCUCCAUCUCCCAGUUCUCGGCGUUCGGCUCGCUGUCCAACGUCGGCGCCAUGGUGGGCGCCAUCGCCAGCGGGCAGAUGGCCGAGCACAUUGGCCGCAAAGGGUCGUUGAUGAUCGCGGCGAUUCCGAACAUCAUCGGUUGGCUCGCCAUCUCCUUUGCCAAUGACUCGUCAUUUCUCUAUAUGGGACGGUUGCUCGAAGGAUUUGGUGUUGGUGUCAUAUCCUACACGGUGCCUGUAUACAUAGCAGAGAUAUCCCCUCAGAGCACAAGAGGAGCGCUUGGCUCCGUGAACCAGUUAUCUAUCACCCUUGGUAUCUUCUUGGCCUAUGUGCUAGGCAUGUUUGUUCCUUGGAGGCUGCUUGCAGUACUAGGAACCUUGCCUUGUACACUGUUGAUUCCUGGUCUAUUCUUCAUCCCGGAGUCUCCAAGAUGGCUGGCAAAGAUGAACUUGACGGAUGAUUUCGAGACUUCUCUGCAAGUUUUGAGGGGUUUUGAGACCGACAUCACAGCCGAAGUGAACGAUAUAAAGAGAGCUGUAGCAUCUGCAAACAAAAAGGCUACGGUUCGUUUUCAGGAGCUGAAUCAAAAGAAGUAUCGAACUCCCUUACUAAUAGGAACUGGCCUUCUAGUGCUUCAAAAUCUAUGUGGGAUAAAUGGCAUAUUGUUCUAUGCAAGUAGAAUAUUCAGAGCUGCAGGGUUCACAAACAGUGACCUGGCCACAUGUGCACUUGGAGCUAUUCAGGUUCUCGCUACUGGAGUUACAACAUCGCUACUAGAUAAAGCUGGCCGACGGAUGCUCCUUAUUAUCUCCACUGCCGGGACGACUCUAAGCCUUCUUGCAGUUUCUGUUGCAUUUUUCCUCAAGGACAAUCUACCACAUGACUCUCACUCGGACUACAUCUUAAGCAUGGUGUCCUUGGUGGCUCUUGUGGGCUUAUAUCAUCACCUUCUCCUUCGGCAUGGGUGCCAUUCCAUGGCUCAUAAUGUCCGAGAUCCUUCCAGUGGGCAUCAAGAGCUUCGCAGGGAGCUUCGCGACGCUGGCCAACAUGCUCACUUCCUUCGGGGUGACAAUGACGGCGAACCUGCUGCUGAGCUGGAGCGCUGGCGGGACUUUCGCGUCGUACAUGGUCGUGAGCGCGUUCGCCCUCGUGUUCGUUAUACUUUGGGUGCCGGAGACCAAGGGGAGGACCCUGGAGGAGAUACAGUGGUCGUUCCGGUGAGUGGUCUUGAUCCGCGGUGCCCCCCGGUCGUCGCAUAUGGUGUGUAG